Entelurus aequoreus (snake pipefish) is the source of this 4144-nucleotide messenger RNA. RefSeq names its product symplekin (gene sympk). The coding region runs from base 203 to 4102 and encodes 1299 amino acids. Gene Ontology annotation, cellular component: mRNA cleavage and polyadenylation specificity factor complex. The record is from RefSeq and is a predicted model, not a curated record. NCBI's taxonomy places the organism in Eukaryota, Metazoa, Chordata, Actinopteri, Syngnathiformes, Syngnathidae. The transcript has 27 exons.
CGGUAAUGCGCCUAGAACGUUGUGAUUGUCACCUGCCAUCAAAACUGAAGAAGAAGAAGCGACGAAGAAGAAAUCUUGUCCAAUGGCUUCCAUAGUGUGCAUUUAGUCCACGAAGAUGAAACGUCUUUUGAUUUAAGUCUGUUUGUUCAUCAGAGUUUGGAAUAUCAUGUUAUACACACAGUGAAAGAAACGGCAAAGAAUUAUGGAGUUCUCUACAAAGGAUGGAGAAGUCCCCAGUGUCAUCGACGUCACAACCAGUGAAAAGGUGGUGGAUCUUUUGAAUCAGGCUGCCUUGAUAGCUACAGAUGAAAAGCUAAUGGUGCUCAAACAGGUCCAGGAGCUUAUCAUAAACAAGGAUCCCUCUCUGCUUGACAAUUUCCUUGAUGAGAUAAUCGCCUUUCAAACUGACAAGUCCAUCGAAGUGAGAAAGUUUGUUAUUGGCUUCAUAGAGGAAGCAUGUAAACGGGACAAUGAGCUACUCCUGAAGCUGAUUGCAAACCUAAACAUGUUGCUCAAGGAUGACAGUGUGAAUGUCGUGAAGAAAGCCAUCUUAACACUCACACAGCUAUACAAAGUUACUCUACAGUGGUUGGUGCGAUCCAAAGCAGUAUCAGACAUGCUGGAAGCAUGCUGGAAUAUGGUCACACAGAUGAAAGGAGAUGUUUUGGCAUUGCUGGAUUCCGAAAAUGAUGGGGUGCGCACUCACGCUAUCAAAUUCACAGAAUCACUUAUCAUCACUUUGUCACCUCGGAUUUCGGACUCUGAUAUCCCAAAAAGACAAGAGAGUGACAUCAGCUUGGACAAAGUACCCAAAGACCAUACAUACAUUCGAUACGAUGUUUUGUGUGAGGAAGGAAAAGCAGCGUUGGACAAGCUUCUGAAGUUCAUGGUCCAUCCCGCCAUUUCCAGCAUUAACCUGACCACAGCGUUGGGCUCGCUGGCCACCAUUGCCCGUCAGAGGCCCAUGUUUAUGUCAAAGGUGGUACAGGCAUACGAAACGUUACACGCCAAUCUACCACCUACCCUAGCCAAGUCGCAGGUCAGCAGUGUGCGGAAGAAUCUGAAGUUGCACCUGGUGGCAGUGCUCAAACAUUCCUGCAGCCUUGAGUUCCAGGGUCAAAUCAGCACCCUGUUGUUGGACUUGGGUAUGCCCCAGAGCGAAAUAACGCGCUUUACACCAACAGUGAGAGAGCCGCGCAAGAGGUCUCGCCACGAACACUACACAGAUGGCAAAAAGGUCAAGAUUGAACCGACACUGAUUGAAGAUGAUGAGGAAAAAGAGGAGCCGGCGCCUCUUUCAACUCCCAAGCCUGCUCCUGUCCCAGUGGUACAAUCUGCCAUUGACCUUACAGCCGACUUUCUACGCCCGCUUCUUAACCCUCAGAAUGUAGCCAAUCUGGUGCUCAUCAGUAUGGUGUAUCUGCCUGACAUCAUGCCAGCAUCCUUUCAGGCCACAUACACACCUGUUGAGUCAGCAGGUACCGAUGCUCAAAUUAAACAUUUGGCCAGGCUGAUGGCUACACAGAUGACUGGGGCUGGGAUUGGUCCAGGGUUAGAGCAGUGCAAAGCAAGAGAUAGUGAUGCAGAAAAAAGGGAAACUAAAGAGGAUGACUCUGGCACAAUGGACCUGCUCAUCAAGCGCAAAGUUCCAAUGAUGGUAGGACAAGCAAUCUCUGUUGUGGGAGGUUACACAGAGAAGGUUCCUAACACCACUGCUCCAAAAAGGCUUCCAGAGCCCAUCCUCCCAUCUUCACAAACCAAACUAGCAGGCUCAACAGGGAGAAAAAAAGUAUUUAGACUGUCAGAUGUGAUUCAGCCCUUAUCCAACACACAGAUUGAACUGUUAACCUCCAAGACAAUUAAACGCAUUCUUCAUUCAGAAAAGACCAUUGCUCAAAGUGGGAUGUCCCAUGUCAGAGUGAAGCUUGUCUCAAAGCUGGUGACUCAAUUUGAGGGGAUAAUGAAAGAGGACGUGCUGAGGUUUAUUCUGGAUGACAUCAGGACGAGGAGUGACCUAGCCUUUUCUCUUCUCUAUCAAGAAUACAACACCUACCUCAGCCGGAUCCCUUCUGGCCUGCUCGACAGUUACGACCACUGUCUUUACACUCUUCUGUCAGGACUGCAAGAGAAACCUGAGCAAAAAGAUGGACUUUUCACCAAAAUGGUACUUGAGGCUCCCAUCAUAACAGAGUCAGCACUGGAAGUAAUCCGACGUUACUGUGAAGAUGAGUCACGGGUGUAUUUAGGCAUGACUACUCUGAAGGAGCUUAUCAUCAAACGGCCUUCAAGGCAGUUUCAGUACCUGCAUGUGCUCCUGGAUCUCAGCUCCCAUGAAAAAGAGAAGGUGCGGACUACAGCCUUGGCCUUUCUGAAACGCAUGUAUGAGAAAGACCAGCUCAGGGACUACAUUGAAAAGUUUGCCCUGAACUACAUGCAGCUUCUCGUCCACCCAAACCCUCCAUCGCUGCUCUUUGGGGCCGACAAAGACACAGAGGUGGCUUCCCCCUGGACUGAAGAGACAGUUCGUCAAUGUCUGUUCCUUUACUUGUCUCUGCUGCCUUUGAACCAUAAGUUGGUGCACGAGCUGGCCUCUGUCUACACUGAGGCCAUCGCUGACAUCAAGCGUAGAGUUCUUCGAGCAAUAGAGCUGCCUAUUCGUGGAAUGGGGAUGAGCUCUCCUGAGCUGUUGCUUUUGGUGGAAAACUGCCCAAAAGGGGCGGAGACACUAGUUACUCGCUGCCUGCACAUUUUGACGGAUAAAGUUCCUCCAUCUCCAGAGCUCGUGGAGAGAGUGCGUGACCUUUACCAUAAACGAGUGCCUGAUGUUCGUUUCCUCAUUCCUGUCAUCAAUGGUCUAGAAAAGAAUGAAGUGAUCCAGGCUCUUCCCAAGCUGAUCAAACUCAACCCAAUUGUCGUAAAGGAGGUGUUUAACCGUCUAUUGGGAACCCAGCAUAGUGAGGGAAGUUCAUCGGUGUCCCCUCUUACGCCAGGAGACCUGCUGAUUUCCUUACACAACAUAGACUCAACCAAAUGUGAUAUGAAAUCCAUUAUAAAAGCAACCAACCUUUGCUUCGGAGAGAAGAACGUGUACACGUCUGAAGUUUUGGCAGUGGUGAUGCAGCAGUUGAUGGAGCAGAGUCCCCUUCCCAUACUUCUCAUGCGAACUGUCAUCCAGUCUUUGACCAUGUACCCCCGACUGUGCGGUUUUGUCAUGAACAUUUUGUCCCGUCUUAUCCUCAAGCAGGUGUGGAGGUAUCCCAAGGUGUGGGAAGGAUUUGUGAAGUGCUGUCAAAGGACGAAGCCUCAGUCAUACAGUGUGCUACUACAGCUUCCUCAUUCACAACUCACAAGUGUGUUUGAACGCUGCCCAGAGAUGAGGGAACCCCUUUUAUAUCAUGUCCGCUCUUUUACGCCACACCAGCAAGCUCACAUACCAACCUCCAUCAUGUCUGUCUUGGAAGCAAGUAAAAAACCAGAACCUCAGCCUGUGAGCAAGAAAGAGAUUGAACCAGUUCCUGCCCCAGUUUUGCCCAUUUUGGCAGAGGUGCCUCCAGAAGAUGAACCAGAAGCAGCUGACCAAGCUGAGCAACAUGUUGGUCUAAACGAUGAGGAGGAGCCCAUGGAACAAGAACAGCCUGAUCUAGUGAGACACCAGGAAACUACAAACCUUUCUGAGGUGGCGGUAACAAGAGCUGAGGGAAUACUAACAUCUGAAGCUGACGCUGAAUCGGAUGCUGAAUCGGACGCUGAAUCGGACGCUAAACCUGAAGAUGAAGCUGAACCUGAAGCUGAAGCUGAACCUGAAGCUGAAGUUGAACCUGAACCGGAACCUGAAGCCGAGCCUGAAGCCGAGCCUGAAGCUGAGCCUGAAGCUGAGCCUGAAGUUGAAGCAGGACCAAAUCCAGAAGCUGACCCAGAGCCAGAAGUGGAACAGGAAUCUGAACCUGAUACUGAACUUCAACCUGAACCGGAAUCAGAGGAACCAAUGGAGACAUCUGAUCCGGAACCUUCCCAUUCCCUGGAACCAGUUAAAGAGGGUGAGGAUGAUAAGGAGAAUGAAGCGGCGCCCCAUGUAGGGAGCAACUGCGAGGAUGUAGAAUGAGUGUUCAACAUGAAAGCACUCUAAAUAAAAACAUUUCCCAUA